AUGGCCUGGCCCGGCGCCGAGGGCGCGGCUGACCGGCCGGGAUCCCCGGCCCGGGGCGCCCCCACCGGCUCCGCGUCGUCUUCGUCCGCCUCCUCCGGCGGCUCGGCCUCGGCAGGAGCUGGGCUCUGGGCCGCGCUCUACGACUACGAGGCGCGCGGCGAGGACGAGCUGAGCCUGCGCCGCGGCCAGCUGGUGGAGGUGCUGUCCCAGGACGCCGCCGUGUCGGGCGACGAGGGCUGGUGGGCCGGCCAGGUGCAGCGGCGCCUUGGCAUCUUCCCCGCCAACUACGUGGCGCCGUGCCGCUCGGCCGCCCACCCCGCGCCGCCGCCCGCCAGACCGCCGCCGCCGCGGCCCGGCUCGCCCGUGCACGUCGACUUCGAGCGGCUGGAACUCAAGGAGCUCAUCGGCGCCGGCGGUUUCGGGCAGGUGUACCGCGCCACCUGGCAGGGCCAGGAGGUGGCGGUGAAGGCGGCGCGCUGCGACCCGGAGCUGGACGCGGCGGCGGCGGCCGAGAGCGUUCGGCGGGAGGCCCGGCUCUUCUCCAUGCUGCGGCACCCCAACAUCAUCGAGCUGCGCGGCGUGUGCCUGCGGCAGCCACACCUCUGCCUGGUGCUCGAGUUUGCCCGCGGCGGAGCGCUCAACCGCGCGCUGGCCGCCGCCAGUGCGACCCCGGACCCCCGCUCGCCCUCCCCGCGCCGCGCGCGCCGCAUCCCCCCGCACGUGCUGGUCAACUGGGCCGUGCAGAUCGCGCGGGGCAUGCUCUACCUGCACGAGGAGGCGGUGGUGCCCAUCCUUCACCGGGACCUCAAGUCCAGCAACAUUUUGCUCCUCGAGAAGAUAGAAUAUGAUGACAUCUGCAACAAGACACUGAAGAUCACAGACUUUGGCUUGGCGAGAGAAUGGCACAGGACUACCAGGAUGAGCGCAGCGGGCACGUAUGCCUGGAUGGCCCCGGAAGUCAUCAAGUCUUCCUUGUUUUCCAAGGGAAGCGACAUCUGGAGCUAUGGAGUGGUGCUGUGGGAGCUGCUCACCGGAGAGGUGCCCUACCGUGGCAUCGACGGCCUGGCUGUUGCCUACGGGGUGGCGGUCAACAAGCUCACCCUGCCCAUCCCCUCCACCUGCCCCGAGCCGUUUGCCAGGCUCAUGAAAGAAUGCUGGCAACAAGACCCUCACAUUCGACCAUCUUUUGCCUUAAUUCUUGAACAACUGACUGAAAUUGAAAAGGCAGUUAUGACUGAAAUGCCUCAAGAGUCCUUUCAUUCCAUGCAAGAUGACUGGAAACUGGAAAUUCAACAAAUGUUUGAUGAGUUGAGAACAAAGGAAAAGGAGCUGCGCUCCCGGGAGGAGGAGCUGACGCGGGCCGCCCUGCAGCAGAAGUCACAGGAGGAGCUGCUCCGGCGGCGGGAGCAGCAGCUCGCCGCGCGGGAGAUCGACGUGCUGGAGCGAGAGCUCAACAUCCUCAUCUUCCAGCUGAAUCAGGAGAAGCCCAACGUCAAGAAGAGGAAGGGCAAGUUUAAGAGGAGCCGCCUGAAGCUCAGAGAUGGCCACCGCAUCAGUUUACCUUCAGACUUCCAGCACAAAAUAACGGUGCAGGCGUCCCCCAACUUGGACAAACGAAGAAGUCUGCACAGCAGCAGCUCCAGCCCUCCCAGCAGCCCCACGGUGAUCCCCCGCCUCCGAGCGAUACAGCUGACCUCAGAUGAAAGCAAUAAAACUUGGGGCAGAAACACCGUCUGUCGACAAGAAGAAUUUGAAGAUAUAAAAAGGAAUUUCAAGAAAAAGGGUUGUACCUGGGGUCCAAAUUCGAUUCAAAUGAAAGAAAGAACUGAUUGCAAAGAAAGAAUAAGACCUCUCUCAGAUGGCAACAGUCCUUGGUCAACCAUAUUAAUAAAAAAUCAGAAAACCAUGCCAUUGGCUUCAUUAUUUGUGGACCAGCCAGGUGCUUGUGAAGAGCCGCAACUUGCCCCUGACGGGUUGGAACACAGAAAACCAAAGCAGAUAAAAUCGCCAACUCAGGCCUACAUCGAUCUACCUCUUUGGAAAGAUGGCCAGAGAGAGAACCCAGUGGAACCCGAAAGCUGGGAGGAGGGAACCCCAGUGAGCCCUGCUGCCGACACUCCUCAGGGGAGCCCUCCAAACAGUCUGAGCAGAUCCCCCCAGAGAAAGAAAACGGAGUCCGCUCUGUACGGCUGCACCAUGCUGCUGGCAUCGGUGGCCCUGGGCCUGGACAUACGGGAGCUCACGAAAGCACAGGCUCCCGAAGACCCGUUGCCCACGGAAGACCGGAAGAAACGUGAAGGCAUCUUCCAGCGGGCACCGAAGUCCCGCCGCAGUGCCAGCCCUGCAGCAAGGCCGCUGGCUGCGGGCGAGGGAGCCGGCAGCACCCCCUCGCUCCCACCGCCCACCGCUGCAAACCCCCUGUCGGCGCCUUCCCUCUGCACCAGGUGCCUGCUGCAGGCCGCCGGCGAAGACUGCUUCGAGAGCGGCGCGCACGCCUCCUGUGCCCCUCGGGCGCCCACCCCAGACCCCUGCGCUGCCUCUGGAGGGAGGGGCCGGAAGUCCACCCCCGUGCCCGGACUGGAGACCAGCCGUGACGGGCGGGGAAACCUGCCUCCCUCCUUCGCGGAGCUGACACGCGGGGGGACGGCAGCGUCUCACGCUGCUGCUUCCAGAGAGAGAGCGGCUCGUCACCGCAGGACCGUGUCCGACGGAGGCGCUCCCCGGCCCCCAGCUGGUGCAGCUCUCAUCUCAGCCCCCGGAGCCUCUGAACUGCCUCCUGAGUGGGUUUGGGGGAUGCCCCCCUCCCUGUCUGGACCUCACAGUGACCUGCCAAGUGAGGUCCCACCUGAGAAGCAAAGAGCUGUCCAUAUGGUGCCGCUGCCUCCCCCUCCCCCUCUAAGAAGCCGAGGAGGUGCCCUGCAGGCCUUCCUGCCAAGCACAGAGCCUCAGCCCUCACAGGCUGGCCCUGCCGUGGGUGGUCCAGGACCAGCCCACAGCUGUCCUCUCGGCCCCAAGAAGAGGACUCAGCCCCACGUGCCCUCCUUACUGGACACCGACGUGGAAGGCCAGAGCCGGGACCGCACGGCGCCUCUGUGCAGGAUGAGAGGCAGAGUGAGCCGACCGUCUCUGCACGAACUCGAGAAAGAAUUUCUGUCUUAA
This is a messenger RNA of Rangifer tarandus platyrhynchus (Svalbard reindeer), 3159 nucleotides long. The record is from the annotation of a GenBank genome assembly. NCBI's taxonomy places the organism in Eukaryota, Metazoa, Chordata, Mammalia, Artiodactyla, Cervidae.